AUGCACGUCGAGCUCUUCCUGUGCCCCGGAAUCCAUCAACCCUGCAUCGAACUCGGCCAUGAGAUGGUCAGCCCCAAGGAGUUCACCGUGCGGGCCAACAAGGACAAGCAAAAGGACUGGAAGGGCUCGAUUCGGAUAGGGAAGAGUAAUUUGAGAACCCUAAUGGAACUCCGCACGUUCGACUUCUUCAACCACGCACAGUAUUGCUCCGCGAAAUCUUUGAAUAACAACAACAACGGAUUGCCGAUGAUGCUCCAGACGCCGAGCGAGAUCUCAAUGACGCCAAGGGUGCCUACUAACGAUGAGAUCCUACAUCGACUCCCUGCAACUCCUGAAAAUGUUGGCCGAGUUAUGCAUUCUGACGCCACCACCUUCUGGCCCCAGAUGCAGCAAAUCGGGCUGCUGGAUGAGAUCGUAGACACGAUGCUGUCGGAGCUGGAUACGAUCCGGAACGAGACCCGAGUUCACAAUAUUACUCCAAGAGUCUGUGCAACCCUCUCCCGUCUCUGCUCCUCCCUUGACCUCACUCCGAUCGUCGCAGCAAAGUUGCGAAGUCGUCCUCCCCCGCCUCCUCCACCGCCCCAGCCGAUUUUCCAGGCUCUGCCGACUUCCGACCUUCUCAGCGGCGAGCGGAAACGAAGCCUGGAUGAAGCUCUGUUAUCUCGACAACUUGGAGCCGCUGGGAUGAUGCCCGAGCUGAAGAAGCCAAGGGCACAGUACCCACAGAUGGUCCAGUCGCCGCUGAUUGAGGCGUUACUGAAGGUCCAAACCACCUACCAAAUGCACCAGGCGCCGUUCGCCAACAUGGACCUGUUGCUGAAUCUUGCACUUGGC
Messenger RNA from Mesorhabditis spiculigera, 834 nucleotides. The record is from the annotation of a GenBank genome assembly. NCBI's taxonomy places the organism in Eukaryota, Metazoa, Nematoda, Chromadorea, Rhabditida, Rhabditidae.